GUCCCCUCACCCCAGCGGCCGGCUCCUGCUCGUUUUUUCUUCUUCUUUGCGCCCUUUGGUCCUAGCAGUGAGCGACUUCGGAGCUUUGCGCUCACAUUUGCUGGCGAAAAGCUCCCAUUUGAUACCCUUAAUUCUAAUUUCCUCUGCGUCCCCGCCUCUUACAGCUGCGCCGCCAUGUCAGCCGAGAAUGAAAAGUCGUCGGCGGUCGCCGACGUGCAGCCUCAGCCCCAGUACCAGGGCGAGAAGAACGAGCAGCUCCAUACCGUGACGGAAUCGCCAGAAAAUGCCAGCCAGGCGCAAGAGCAGCAGCAGCAACCGGAACGGAGUCGCGCGGCCAAGCUGUUCGCCUAUAUGAAGACCCGCGAUUUCUGGAUCGUCCUGAUCCUGGGUCAAAUCAUUGCUCUGGCCGAUAUCAGUUCCUCCACCUUCUCCUCCCUCUUGUCCAACGCGGGAACGAGUAUUCCGGCCUUUCAAACUCUGUGGAAUUACGUCCUCCUGAACCUGGUCUACACGAGCAUCACCAUCUACAAGUACGGCUUCAAGAAAUGGUUCCGGGUCCUGUACCGGGACUGCUGGAAGUACUUCAUCCUGUCUUUCCUUGAUGUCGAGGGCAACUACUUCAUGGUGCUGGCCUAUCGCUACACCUCGCUGCUGAGCGCCGAGCUGUUCAGUUUCUGGACCAUCAUCUGCGUCGCCAUCAUCUCCUUCAUCUUUCUGCGCGUUCGCUACCACAUCACCCAAUACAUCGGCAUCUUCCUGGCCUGCGGUGGGCUGGGCAUGCUCAUUGCCUCGGACUACCUGCGUGGUGCCAAUUACCCUGCCGAGGACCAGGUGAAGGGUGACUUGUUCGCCCUUUUGGCCUGCACCAUCUACGCCUUCAGCAACCUGUUCGAGGAGUUCAUGGUGUCGAAGCGCCCGAUGUAUGAGGUCGUCGGCCAGAUGGGCUUCUGGGGCAUGCUCAUCAACGGCGUGCAGUGCGCCAUCUUCGAUCGGAGCUCCUUCCACGGCGCCACCUGGAACGGCAAGGUCGGUGGGUACAUUGCUGGAUACACCAUCGUGCUGUUUAUCUUCUACACACUGGCCCCGAUCAUGCUGCGGGUGUCGUCGGCCAUGUUCUUCAACAUCUCGCUGCUGACGAUGAACUUCUGGGGCUUGAUCAUCGGUAUCCAGGUGUUCCACUACUCCGUACAAUUCCUGUAUCCGAUUGCAUUUGUGCUGAUCGUGAUUGGGCUGCUGGUGUACUUUGUCAUGGAGGGCGAGAUGGGCGAGGCAGCCAAGCCGUGGCUGGGAAAUAACCAGGAAGCCGGUGUGGAUGGCGUGGGUACUGGUCGUCGGGCGCAGCAAACGGGGCAUGCGAUUGUGUAGGGGUGGGAUGGACGUGAUAUGAUGCGACGUGGGACGAGAGUAAUGUGUGCGGGACCAAAAGUUUUUCUUUAGAUCUUAAUACUAUAUACUAGACCGGCUGCAGUGCAAUUAAUGUUUUACGCUGUGCAGCUGAAUAGUUCCUAAUACGACAUUUUAUUUUCUG
Molecule: messenger RNA, 1528 nt
Organism: Aspergillus ibericus CBS 121593
Lineage: Eukaryota; Fungi; Ascomycota; Eurotiomycetes; Eurotiales; Aspergillaceae
Product: DUF914 domain membrane protein
Exons: 2
Coding region: 175-1365 (396 amino acids)
Biological process (GO): transmembrane transport
Cellular component (GO): membrane
Molecular function (GO): transmembrane transporter activity
Source: RefSeq, a predicted model, not a curated record